ACAAAUUAUUGUGCUGAUUGAAACCUUGAAAUUUUUUCGCAACAAUAGAAACACAGCAGCAGCAGCAGAGCCGAAUUGUUUCAUAAGCAAUGUAUUUAUAUCCUCACGAAACAUCAAACGCCCUUUGAUUGAAAAAAAGUUAUUAGAUUGCCAAAUGUCCUAAACGAACGACUUCAUUGGUUAAUUACCAUCACGGUGUAAUAAUAAAACUACAUAACUGAACGUCAAAGGCUGUCGUAUUUUUCUCCCCUUCUCGGAACUGUUGAUUAAACAAAUGGGCCAUUGUUUGUAAUAAAUACCAAUACGGACACCAAACCCAGCAUUCUCUUCAACGAAACGAGAUGGAAACGGAUAUUUUUCCAACGAUGCUGGCUGAUUCUGAGGAUAACGAGAAAAUAAGAAGGAUGCAAUGUAGUUAAUACACACGGAAAAAAGUCGCUCAGAUCAUUAAUGCACUGACAUUUCUUCACCUUUCGAGUUGUUGGCAUGUUUUUUUCUCUCUCUCUCCGUUAUAUUUCUUCAGAAUAGGAGUUUCAGGUUGUUGCAUAAUUCGGUUUGUUUGUGUGGAGAAAGCAACUUUUCCCCGAACAUUUCGUGUGCCUCCUCUCUGCCAUCAUUAGAUGGGACAAUGAUACUUUAAUUAAAAUUUCUACAACCGGUAGCGAGAGGGGAAGAGUGGUGAGAGAUGUGAGAAUUAAAAAGAAGCAUCUGUCCUUAAAUGAAAUGCAUAUUAAGUGAGUGAGUGAGUAUAGAAAUAAUAAUAGCAAAACGAGUAAUAAGCUGCAUCACCAUCAUCAUCACGUUCAUUAAAAUGACAUAAAUGCCCAUCCUUCGUUUCAUUUGGUGCUUCUUCUCCUCCUCGACGAAGAAAUCUUGUGCUGUUCCUCUGUUCGGACUUUUGAAUUAAAAAACGGGAGAGAAAAAGUGUUAGCUGAGGGGGUGGGUAGUAGGUGGGUGGUUGUAGUAGCUAAGGCUAAGAGCGAGAGAUGGGUGGUCGUCUUCGUCGCGAGGAGGACGAGGAGACAGGAAAAAAAUACUUCCUUCUUCAUUUCCUUCGUAUUUCCCCCACGCGGUCUAUCUCUUUUAAUUAACAGCACUAAGAGAGAGAGAGAGAAUGGGGACCAAGAUUGAAAAAAUCAUCCAUGAAAUAUCAACUUUCUUCAUACAUUUAUUAAUAUCCAGCUCACUCUCAGACACGACUUUUACUACUCCUCGUCCUGGCUCAUGAGACUGUUACCUCCUCGAUGUGCGUACGUAUACUUGGUGGCUUUUUGGCUGGAAUUGAGUCACGUACUUGGCUAUGUAUGCAUGUACCCUCGCGUAAUCAACGGAGCUAGAGGGUGGCAGAAGCAUGGCUUUCUUUUCAGAUAUUCAUCCCGAGAAAGUAUAUACAUUUCUUUUAAAUGGGUUCGUUUUUAAUUGCAUGAACCAUUUUUUCAUUAGAACGGAGACACGUACAGCUAGAUGUAUAAAUCUGUAUGUGCAUGGGUACAGAUUUAGUUGGGCGUCCAAUUUUGCCUCCCAUGUCGGUGUCAUAUUCAUUCAAACAACAUCUUCAAAAACCUGACCCGUUCUAAUUUCUAUUAUUGUCCAUGUAACAAGUAGUAGUAGGAGCAGAAAUGUGGUACCGAGGUCACAAGAAGAAGAGGGCUUGUCAAGGAAGCUGGUCUGAAGUGAAGCCACGACGUCAAGAGGAAAGGUUUGAUCUUCCUCGAUGUGACUGACUGAGUGGGUGAGUGAGUAGGUAAACAUGUGAAUGUGAAGAAAUCCCGAGAGUUGAGUUUCAAGAUUGAGAUCUCUUGUUGUUGUAGCCUCCUCGUAAUCGUAAUGAUGUUUGUAGUGUGGUUCUUGUUCUUCUGGUGGCCCAUAAGUGUCUCACUACACAACAAUGUAUGUAUGUACAUAUGAGGGCUUUCUCCCCCUGUGUAUGUGUAGCAGCUAGCACUUGUAUUGAGGAAGCCUCACUCAAGUCACAUUGAUCCCUCUGGUGCACUCUGGCUCGUAUAGUUGUUAAGUGUAAUUGACUCUUAAAUGCUGAGCUGAUAAAGUUCCCUUUGCAGAAUUUCUCACCAAAUGAGAGAUCCGUACGCUUUGAUAAUCUCUUAUUACAUUGAGUUAAAAACCCGUCAACAAACAAUCCCAUUCCCACCGACUUGGGUUUAAGCAGGCGAGAUAAUAAUGCUCGGUAAACUUGUCGUGUAUGUAUGUAGGAGGAGGAGGAGGGCAUGGAAUGUUUCUCGGCUAAUCUAAAGUGUUUACAAUUCUCACCACUGAUUUCCACCUCCUCGUCUCAUCUCCUCUUCUUCUGGGAUGUGUGCACAGAGGAAAGUACUUAUUUGAACUGCCACUAAGGGAACUACUACUCAUCUUAAGACUAAAGUGUAUCUGGCUGUUGAAACACUUCUUAUUGUUGCUCAGAUCACGAUAUGCCCACUUAAUGUGAAUCCCUGCAAGCUUAUAGUUUGCUUAUCUGGGAUAAACUUGUGUCAAUGGAUUUGUUCUGGGCUGAGCUGUAAAUGUGUCGCUGUAUGGACAUGGUAUUCAUUAAACUGCAUAUAUUAGUCUUGCAUAUCCGCCCAUCAUCAAUACAAAAGUCAAGAACCGAAACCAAAAUCAGCUACAAAUGAAUGUUACUUGUUGGGUGGAAGGAUGUGUGGAUUGGAUGUCUCGACAGUAUUGCUAUUAGAACAAUGCAAGCCUUUUAUAAAGCACGGAUUCAGAUAACAUGACACAUCAUCAACUCUUGUCAUUCAGGGCAAGAAAACAAAAAUAUGACACUCUUCAACGUCAAAUUCCUUGCGGAGGGUCAUGGACAAGUGGAGAACAAAUAGAUUCUGUAUGCACAUUAUGAUGCCCGAGGAGUGAAUAAUAUUUAAGUGGAUGGAAAAAAAAUCUAUUUGAGAUUAAUGGCUUCAGCCAAAAGACAUUAUUCUCCAGAACUUGGAGCCUACACAUUUAUUAUUUUUAUUAUUUCUUUAUUAUUGAGUUUUUUCCACGUACAUUAUUUAUUAUUAUUCUCAAUCCCAUUGUGUAGACUCUGUCAUUCCAAGUUUUAUUGCUUAUUAUGCACAAUUGCGACGAAAUAAUAACAACGCCACGACUCGAAUCAAUUAUCGUUGCCUAAUGUUCACUUUAUUAAUGUGGCAUGUCUAUUAAACGCAUUAAUUACCAGGGGCGACGUGCAUGUGUGUAGUUGAUUCAUACAUUCAUUGCCAAACUGUGUUGUUUGUGGGUUGUCUCGACCGUCCUGACGGAGAUUAACGGAGGAGAGGGAUGGAUAAUUAGAAUGUGGGAAAGAAGAGAGUGAGACGACGAUUCAUCGCCAGUCAGUGGUGGCAGUGUCCCCGAUAAUGCUGAUGAUAAUGCUUAGCCACCACCACACGAGCAGUAGUGAAAGAAAGACGGACCCUCCUAAACUAAAUGUUGCUCAUCGGUUGUUUGUUUGCUAGUUAACAGCGACUGUGUCCCCUUAGUGCUUAAGGACGACAAACAAGGGAAAACGGGAAACAAAAACAGUUUGGUUUGGCUGUGGGUAUCAUCAGUUAGUGAGUGCCAAGUGGCUGUUGAGAUGGAAGGAGGCAACGCAAGCGCUGGUGGACAAAUACGGAAUUCGACGGGGUUUUAUUGUCGAUUCAGAAUUGUAGAUUGUAGCAUUUAGUAACACGUUCCUGGUUUGGUGGUGCCGGUUUGCUCUCAGCUCUCACUUGCCCUCUGGAUCCGAUCCGGGUCGUUCUUUCUCCGCUCGCACAGAAACUGAUCCAACUAACCAACAGCCCCCUUUUACACGCCACGUUCAUGUGCCUCACCUCCUCAUUAGUUGGUCGCUCUCAAAUUUCACUAAUUAAUUCCAUUGACUUGGACAAGAAGAGUCGAAGAAGAGGACGGAAAGUGGACGGACAGUAGAAAAUCAGCACAACAAUAAAUUGCAUAUUCCUGCAAAAACAUAUUAUAUCACCAAAUCAACAAGCAAACAAACAAACCGAUCCAGUUUUCAAAAGUUGUGGUUUUCUCUACUUUUCAAGACCAUUAACAAAUUCUCUCCAAAGUAAGUCUCAGCCAACCUACACGCCGUAUUUACUACAUCAAACCGAACGAGCACAUUUUGGUGUGAGGAAGUUGAGACUGCCCUUGCUUUGUCGUUGGUGAGAGUGUGCCCACCACCAACCACCCACACUUUUACGAACUGCUCGAUCCAGCAAAAAGGACAAAAUUGUGUUGGGCUGCUCAAUUUUUCUGCCCGAGUCUAGUUGAUUGAAUUGUGUGAUACCCAUCACCAGCUAAACUGAGUGGAAUGAGACAAGCUUUGAGAAAACUCAGGAAUCACUAAGAAAGAAAGGAAAUUCCCGACGUAAAAAGAAAUAGUGAACGCAUCGCGUGGUGAACAGACGCAUCCUCUCGUCUCAUUUAUCCAUCCGCCGCUUCUACUCUACAGCAGGAACACCUGUCUCAGAAUCAUCAUCAGAGUCGUGAACAACAUAUUGCUUCUUCAUGCAAGUGGAAAUCAUGAACCUCAAGACGGAGGCAACCAACAGCCUGGAAAUGUCGUCCAAAGAAUGUGCCGGCUGCGGGAAGAAGAUCACCGAAAGGUACCUACUAAAAGCACUGGACAUGUUUUGGCAUGAAGACUGUCUCAAAUGUGGUUGCUGUGAUUGCCGACUUGGAGAAGUGGGUUCAACCCUGUAUACAAAAGCCAACCUAAUUUUGUGCAAACGAGAUUAUCUCCGGCUCUUUGGGACCACUGGAUAUUGUGCAGCGUGUUCCAAAGUCAUCCCUGCAUUCGAGAUGGUCAUGAGGGCCAGGAACAAUGUCUACCAUUUGGAAUGUUUCGCUUGCCAACAGUGCAAUCACAGAUUUUGUGUGGGUGAUCGCUUCUACCUUUGUGACAAUCGAAUCCUGUGCGAGUACGACUACGAGGAGAGAAUGGUGUUUGCUAACAUGAACACAAAUGUGGGCCCAAGCUCAAUCCCCAGUCUCAAACAGCAGCAGCAACAACAGCAGCAGCAACAACAACAACAACAGCAACAGCGUCCUCAGACCAUCUCAAACCAGCCAAAUAACUCUGUAGACUCCCGAAUGCAACUGAACGGUGGGUUACCCCGAGGUCACCCCGGCGCAAUGAGAGGUAACGGCUCAGUCUCAUCCACGGAAUAGUAGUCGGCUCCACUUUCUAAGGCCCCGCAGUUCCUCGCAAAACUUUUAAUUUCAUCAAGAACACUUCGCCAAAAUACAUAAUUCUUAAACUCUUCACUCUCAAAUACUAAUUUUUGCCCUGAAAAAUAUUCGUCGUUGAAAGUGCAUCGUGUAUUGUGUGACAAUUCUUAACCAUUGGUAAAAUCACUCCAAUUUUCAAAGGUACUUAAUCAAAAAGAGAUAAGUAUUACUUAUCUGAGCCACUAUGACUAAGAAGUGACGGCUUUCUCUCUUGUCUCACUUUUUCCCCGUUUCAUGCCACCAUUUGCCAACCAAUGAGAUAGCACAUGCAACGACGAUGUAUUCCUUUCUCAACAGUAUGACUCGUAGUGUGUCAAUGUGCCCCAUUUCAACGUUUCACGAUUAAUCAUACCAAUCUAAUGUUAUCAUACUCUACGAAUGUUAAAUGUGUACAUACAUACUCGAAUUUAAACUAAUCGUAAUUCUAUUUGUAUCAUGUAUGUAAUGAUGAUCGCCAUUAUUAAAAUUUAGCGUUUUCGAAAGUACGGAGUGUGCAUAUUUACAACACAAUUUUCACGUACUGACCACACUUUUAGUAAAAUUUCCAACAACUGAAACACUCCAAAAUUGCAUCAUCACCCGUACUUUCACGACUGCGAAAACAUUGCAACAGAAAAAAAUGUAACGGUGCUUUUGUUUCUACUGCAAUACAUAAGAUAACUUAAAAUAUAAUCAUGACGACGACAAUUAUUCGUAACCCGGGUUAUCCGAGAUGAUGAAUUUGUUAUGUAAACAAUGCUACAAAAAUGUUGAAUGGUUAUCACUAUUAUCAUUCUAAUUAUUAUAUUAAUUAACGUUGUAAUCCUUGAAAAAAAUUAUUAUUGUCGAUAAUAAAACUGUCUGUGAAACUGAAAAAAA
Messenger RNA from Folsomia candida, 6069 nucleotides. Its product is annotated as LIM domain only protein 3. Lineage: Eukaryota; Metazoa; Arthropoda; Collembola; Entomobryomorpha; Isotomidae. Gene Ontology annotation, molecular function: transcription coactivator activity; DNA-binding transcription factor binding. Bases 4489 to 5151 code for a protein of 220 amino acids. The transcript is spliced from 7 exons. Gene Ontology annotation, cellular component: nucleus. Gene Ontology annotation, biological process: positive regulation of transcription by RNA polymerase II. The record is from RefSeq and is a predicted model, not a curated record.